Microthlaspi erraticum is the source of this 1275-nucleotide messenger RNA. NCBI's taxonomy places the organism in Eukaryota, Viridiplantae, Streptophyta, Magnoliopsida, Brassicales, Brassicaceae. The record is from the annotation of a GenBank genome assembly.
AUGAUGACAAGGAGAGUAGCACAUUACUACCCUUUCUUGAUCGCUUUUCUAAUGAUCUUGAUUCCUCCUACCUUUGGUUUAUGGAGGCUGUCCGUAGAUAACGAAACCAUUAUAUCCCCGGGGAAUGUUUUCGAGCUCGGUGUGUUUAGAGGCACAUCAAGUUUUUCAGGGAGCGAGUAUUACUAUCUGGGAAUAUGGUUCAAAAGGUUCCCGAGGAUAAUAGUAUGGGUGGCAAACGGAGAUACGCCUCUAUAUAAUUCCACAGCUUUUUUAAAGAUAUCCGGUUCUCAUCUCUACCUCCUCAAUGUUACCGGUGGCCUCGUUUGGCAAGCUAACGCAACAAUACAAGAUCCGUUCAGUGGAGAAUCGGUGGUUGCAGAGCUUCUUGAUAGCGGCAAUUUUGUGGUGAGAUACGCCAACAACAGUAAACCAGAUGGUAUUUUGUGGCAGAGUUUCGAUUACCCCACGGAUACGCUUCUUCCCGGAAUGGAACUCGGCUUAUUUCUCCAAGGGGCAUUCCAACGCAAAAGCUUGACAUCGUGGGCAGGUCCAGGAGAUCCCGCGAAUGGACGUUUCACCUACGGAGUAGAUACAAGAAAAGAUAAUUUCCUGGAGUCUUUAAUAUAUGAUGAAUAUUAUGUGGAAACUGCUCGUCUCGAACCGAGCUACGCUAAGAUAUUCAGAACGUACAGCAAUAACCAGAGAGUGAGCUGCAGUCUCCGAACGAGUAUUAACGCCAGCUACUACGCAGCGUUAAGAUUGUCGUACGACGGUGUAUUACGUUGGUGGGAGUGGAGUCCCAAAGCUCGAGAAAUGAAUUCACUAUGGGUGUUACCAGAUGAAGAUUGUGAUAAGUACAAUGAAUGUGGACCAAACGCACGCUGUUUCAUGAGCCCAUUAAAGGCUUGUGAGUGCUUAGAGGGAUUUCACAUGAGUCUGAGUGACGGAAAGGAGAUGGGAUACGUUCAGAAUGGGUGUUUGAGGAAAUCGCAGCUCAACUGCAGCGUCAAUCAUGUAUUUCGUAAGCUCCCUAAUGCUAAGCUUCCCCGCAUUGAUGACGAUAAUAUGGUGGAGAUGAGUCUUGGUUUAGAGCAAUGUCAGGAGAAGUGCCUCAAGAACUGCAGCUGUACGGCGUUCGCCAACAUGGAGAUACCAAACGGCGGGUCUGGUUGCGUCACGUGGGUUGGAGAUUUGAACGAUAUUCGCACUUACCAGCAGCAGCUGCUGGGUCAAGACUUUUAUCUCAAAGUCGUGCCUACCCAUCUCGUCGGUUAG